Molecule: messenger RNA, 1433 nt
Organism: [Torrubiella] hemipterigena
Lineage: Eukaryota; Fungi; Ascomycota; Sordariomycetes; Hypocreales; Clavicipitaceae
Source: the annotation of a GenBank genome assembly
CCCCUUAUGCUGUGCAGCGUUGCUCUCUGCGAACUUUGCAGCGAGGGUUCUAAAGAAAGAAACACCGAAUCUCCGCUACGGGCCAAUAGGUAGUGCUGGAUCCGCUUGCCAAGCGUGGCGGGCGCUUGUACCGGUGUUCCUUGGGCCUGCACACCCGUGAUAUUAAACUGACUAGAUCUCGGCACCCACAACUCUCCCUCUGCAUCUUUUCACUAUUAUUCAGAAAACAAGAAAAAGAGAUAGACUGCGCCUUUUCCUCAGUCCUUCUUCUUUUUUGUUUUCUUUUCCUUUGUCUCCAUUUCCUAAAGUCGAGUCCUGCUAUUGUUCUGUUUCUCCCGUUCUUGAUACCACACACACACAUAAACAUCGGCUGGUUCCGUUCAAAAUGCGCUUCUCUACUACAACAACUACUCUUUUGGCCGCCUCGGUGGCAUCAGCCGCGCCCGUAUGGCCCUCAAUUAGCCUCGGAAACGUGCGCAACCCGUUCGCCGCGCUCGACAACCUCUCUGGCUACUUCAACGCCGUGGCGACCAAGGUUGCCCAGGCCAAGGUCAUCUCGGUGGCUCCCCAGUGCGAUCCUACCAAGGCUCGCAUGCCCACCAUUGAUGGUCUUCCAGGCUCUUCGCCUGGCCUGCACGUGCGCCACGUUGCAGUUGGCCGCGGCACGCAAAACUACACCUGCGCUGGCUCCAAGCCCGAGGAUGCCCCCAAGGCUGUCGGUGCCGUUGCCACGCUGUUUGACGUGACCUGCAUGGCUUCAUUGUACCCUGAUGUGACGAACCGCGUGCCUGGCAUGGCGGUGCACUUUAACAUGGACGACUCGGACCGUCUUGGGCCCAGCACCCUUCCCAUCUCGGGCCACCAUUUCUUCACAGGCUCUGGUGUGCCAUUUUUCAACCUUGACACAGCCACUGGCGAUAUUGGCCUUGCCCCCUGUGCAAAGAACGCUUCUGUUGCGGCGCCUGCGGACGCACCCGUUGGCCAGAACGGUGAAGCCGCCGUUGCUUGGCUCAAGCUGACGACCAUUGAUGGCGCUACUGGAAACUUGAAGGACGUUUUCCGCGUCGAGACUGCUGGUGGCAGUCCUCCCAAGACAUGCCAGGGUCAACCUGAUCACAUUGAGGUUGAGUACUCUGCGCAGUACUGGUUCUGGGCGAGCUAAAUUUAGCCGGCGGAGGUUGUGUGUGGCUGUAAAACGUUUUAAUUAAAUUUCAUCUUCAUCCUUUGAUCCAUUUCUUCUUUUUAAAUUGCUGUAUUUAUACGGACAUCUUUUCAUUUCAUAGGUGGCUUCGCCGUAGCUGUGAAAAAAAAUUCGAAUGAGCAAGUGUAUAAGAAAAUCUGUUUAGUAUCAAUGAAGACCACAGUAAUUCGGAUAGACAUUCACUUGACGUUCACUGGAGACGCAUAUAUGUUUUUGUUCAAGGUGUUCAUAU